Nicotiana tabacum (common tobacco) is the source of this 1165-nucleotide messenger RNA. Its product is annotated as CRIB domain-containing protein RIC4-like. The record is from RefSeq and is a predicted model, not a curated record. Lineage: Eukaryota; Viridiplantae; Streptophyta; Magnoliopsida; Solanales; Solanaceae.
UUCUACAUCUUAAAUCAUUCUAUCUUCUUUACUAAGCCAUUAAUAUAAUUGCUAUCUCCUAAUAUAAUUCUCUUCAACCAUUCAUAGUUUCUUUGAUUUGUAUUUCUCUUCUUUUUUUCCAUUUUGGUGUUAUUUUUUUUCUAAUAUACUUACAAGAAAAUAUGAAGGAUAGAUCAAUGGAGAAGUUUAUGGUGUUUCCAUUCUCUUUAGGGUGUGGUUCUGAGUCAAGUGUUGCAGUGACAAAAACCAGCACCAGCCAACCUGCAGCUGAGAACAUGAAAAGUUCAGUAUUAAGUCAAGUUCCAACAAAAAGACAAGUAGGAGAAGAGAGUUCAUCAAAAGUGAAAAUAAAUGGAUUUUGGGGAUUUUUGGACAGACGACAAUUUUCUCAAGGGGUGCACUCGUUGAAAAGAAGUUUCAAAGGUUUCUCUCAAUUAUUUGUGUACAAAGAAGAGAUUGAAGAAAUGGAAAUGGAGAUGAAAAUAGGGAAUCCAACAGAUGUGAAACAUGUAACACACAUAGGAUAUGAUGGAUCCACAAAAAUAAUUAAUCCUGUCAAAGGCUGGGAUAAUUCAAAAGCACCUGAAUUACUUUCUUUUCCUAGUUCUAUCUCCAUUAAACAAUUUGAGCUUGCUAUGGCUUCCCAAGCUGGUGGUUCCUCUAGGUUUUAGUAGCAAUAUAUUUGCUCUACCUUUUUCUUCCUUUUUUUUAAUGUAAGUUUCUUAUUUCUUUUUGUUCAUUCCAUGUUCUUCAUUGUCAUUUUUUAAGAUUAUUUUCUUUAUUUAAAAGGGGAGCAUGGCAUAACUGGUAAUAUUGGCCAUGUAAUCAGGAGGUCACAGGUUCGAUCCGUGAAACAGUCUCUUGCAGAAAUGCAAGGUAAGGUUGCGUAUAAUAGACUCUUCAGUGGUAAGGUCCUUCUCCAGAGCCCACGCAUAGCGAGAGUUUAGUGCACUGGACUGCCUUUUUUUUUUAAGAUUAUAUUUCUUUCUUGAGUGUGAAGAUUUUUUUUGUGUGUGUUAUAAAUGGAAUUGGUGUGUGCAACUUAACUAUGUAGACCACCAGGUUAAGGUGGGAUGGAUAGGAUCUUUCCCCUCUUAAUAAGAGUGUAAGGUUCGAGCUCUGGAUAAGCAGUGACUGCUAGAAUAAAACAAAGUAAUUUUACUUA